GCAGGAUUCGUUCCCGCGCACACCCGAGCGCAGCGGCGGCCGGGGCCGCUCCAGCGGCGGCAGCACCGCAGCCCCGAUGGCCAAGCAGCCCCCCGAGGUGAAGGCGCGACGCGACGGCGAGGGCGGGCGGCUGCCGGCGGCCGAGGGGCCGGGCCCGGGCGCGCAGCUGCGCCCCGGCGCUCCCGCCGCCCUGCCCGGGGCCGGCAGCGGGAACGGGAACGGCUCCGGCGCGGCGCGGGGCCCGCCCGCCAGCCCCGGCCCCUUCGCCACCCGCUCGCCGCUCUUCAUCUUCGUGCGGAGGUCGCCGCUGCUGCCGCGCUCCUCCAGCGGGUACUUCUCCUUCGACGCCGAGCGCAGCCCCGGGCCCCUGUGCUGCGACAAGGCCACGCAGACCCCCAGCCCGCCCUGCCAGGCGCUCAGCCACUGCCUCAGCGCCAUGGCUUCCCGGUGGCACUCGGUGGCGGAGGACGUGCAGCCCGAGGUGUGGAUCGCGCAGGAGCUGCGGCGCAUCGGGGACGAGUUCAAUGCCUCCUAUUGUCCACGAAGGGGUUUCUUGGAUCACCAGCUGGGAAACCCCCAGGUCGUCAUCCUGCGCCUGCUGCGUUACAUCAUCCGCCUCAUCUGGAGGCUGCAGUGAGCGCCCGGCGCCCCCCGAGGCUCCAGGACCUGUUUCCUCGCUGGGAAAGGCUAGGAAGGCCAGACAGACGGACGGAUGUGGGGCUCCCACCCUGCUUCUCCCCCAGGACACGUGGCAGGACGAGGCUGUUCAUCCCACGCCGACCUGCCGGGCUCCGGUGCAGUGUUUUAUCCCAGAGUGGUGUUUACUUAGUGUUUCAACUUUUAUUCCUUUUUUUUUUUUUAAAUCUUUUUUUUUUUUUUUUUUUUUUCAAAAAGAGUCUCAGUGAAAACGUGGAAUAAUUUGUUGUCAUCCCUUCCUGGAAUCCUCUGGGAAACCUGAGCCAGCUGAUGGGCGAGAGACUCAGAUUCCUCCCCUGUCCCUUUGCCUCCGGGGCAUUUGCCCACCAAAAAGGCUGGGAGAAGGGCAGAGGGCUUUCAAUCAGCACUUCUUUUACCUGUAAAUACCUAAUGCUACCCCAGGUCCACCUUCAUUUGCAUCAUGCAAAUCGCCUAUUUCCUGCUGACUGAUGAUUUUUUAAUGAUUUUUUUUUUUUGGUCGUUUUUAUAUCUCUGAUUUUUUUAUACACUCUGAAUUUCAAAGACUUCGCUGUCGAACUCCAGGGUCCAAACCAUCACAACCAACCAAACACAAACCCCGAUCCACCAGGUUGCCUUUUUUUUUUAGAGAAAGUCUUUCUAUAAAACGUGUGAAAACGCUUCUGUAGUGUAAAAUAUAAUAUAUAGAAGGGGGGGACACACAUACUGAGGAAUUCAGCAAUAAAACAUCCCGGAGGCAGGAGGAGCAGCUCCCAGGACACCACGGCGGCCGCUGGAGUGCGAGUUGCUCUCAGAGCAGGAGGGUUCCCAAGGCGCUGGACUGUGUUUUCCUGGGAUCCUCUCUGCGUGUGGGGACAGAGGGAUGAGCGGGCGCGCCGUGAAGCCCCCGGAGGCAGCUGGAAAGGAGCCAGCCUAGCACGGAUCUGCUGCAGGACUUGUCUGUCCCCACGGCCUGCCCCGUGCCCGGCAGGGAACGUCCCAUUCCGCCCGGACACUCCGAGGGCGCGGUGCAAGACACAGGUGUGUGUGUGUGUGUAUGUUCUUUGUAUCCCCUUCACCUCGGAUGUUUUUGGGGGAGCUGCUGCUGCAGCCACCCCCUAUCUAUGCACAAGCACCCCCCUCGUGCCCCUUCCCUCUGGCGGGGGGUCCCAACCCAUGUCCCGGCGCCGCGCAGUUGUUUCUGCUUUCACCGGUUCCACCAGCACCGUAGGAAAGGAAAAAAAAAAAAAAAAAAAGAAGGAAAACCCAAUUCCCAAGUCCCCCGGAGUGGUUCUGACCACAGGGAGCAGCUGCUGAGUGCCAUGGGUGAGGGUUGGUGUCAGGGAUGGAUGGGCUGCAGCGGGGCCUCCCUGCCCUGGCUGUGCUGUGGUGUCGCAGCAGGGCCUCCCCCUGUGCUCCUGGAGGGGCACGGGGUGAGUUUUAACCUUCAUUGCCAAGUUUAUUCCCUUUUUUUUUUUUUUCUUUAAGGUGGGCAUCGGUUGCAGGAGCAGGGAAUGUUUUAGGAAGGGUUUUUUUGGAGAGAGUGUGGGGGGGAACCUUUGCACUGGUGGGGGGCGAGAGGUUCAAUAACUGGUGAGCUGGGCUGGGGCAGAUCCUGCUCCUCAUCCCAUGGGAUUUGGCUCUGGCUUAGGCUCAUGAUUUCCCACGGGAACCUACGUGGAAUUCCAUGGCUGUUGAUAAAAUUAAAUAAGUAAAAUUCAGCAGCAGAGAAGGGGGGUGAGACUUUUCUCCCAGUUGAGUUUCAUCGUUGCUGGUGGAUGAAAUGGUGCUUUGGGGUCUCCCAGCCUUAUGGAAUCCUGGAAUGUGUCCCUUGGAAUACACCAAAGAAUCACCGAGCACUUUACCCCCUCCUCCCAUGGAGACAGAAGACAGGUUCGUUUUAAGGGGGAAAAAAAAUUCCAAGGAUUGGCAAAGUCUCCCAGGGGCUUCUCCACAGGAGGAAUUCCCAACCAAAAGGCAUAGGAAAAUUAACCCCCAAAAAGCAGUUUUAGGGGACCCCCCCCCCCAAAAAAAAAAGCCUCAAACCAGAAGAAUGAUGUUAUAAAAUAGGGAUUAUGCCCAUUUAGUCAUGGGCUGUUUUAAGCAUAACCUGUGCUCUGUGUUGCACCAGAAGGACGUGAUGAAGAGUUUUCCUUGGAUGUGGGGAAACCAGAUUUAUUCCCGGUCCUGCUUCUCCUCUUUUUCCCCAACUGUAAAUACCCAAAUAUUUAUUAGAGUAGGGCACCGUAUCUUCAUCAUCUGAGCCAAAUAUCUGUGUGCAAUGUACUCCUUCUCCUUUCUCUCCUGUAAGUUUUGUACAGCUUAUGAAUACAUUAAAAAAAAAAAUUAUUAAAAAACCCCUGUUUUUUUUCCUAAACUUUUUUUAGAGUUGAACUUGGUAUAAAUACUGUAGGGCCUUUUUUUUUUUUUUUUUUUUUUUUAAUUUUCUGUGUAAUUAAUGCACUCUACUGUUUAAUGCUGUAACUUGUAGAAACGUUGUAUAUUUAUUUUCUGCUUAUUUAAGUUCCUGUGAAGAUUUGGUUUCCCCCUUUCCUCUCUCCUCCCUGCCGUAAGUGUUGGAUCACCUUUCCAAAGCCAUCGUGGGGUGGAUGAACGAUUGAAUCCUUUCUCGCUCCAAGUGCCUGAGCCCCCACUUCCCAGGAGUGAUUUAGGCACCUCAAAGACUUCAGCAUUACUGAAAGCCGGUGGGAACUCGGCUUCUCCACGCCCUGGGACUGUUCAAUCCAGGUUUUUGACUCCUCCUGGGAGCAGCCAUCCCCGUGAGGUCACCGAGUCGUGGCGCAGGACCCAGCGGAUGUAGCAUUUCUGACUGCAAUUUCCCUGCCUUCCUUGUGUUUUGCACUGAUGAAUUUUGGACAGGGUAAUUGCCACUUUACUUGUGCAAUACUGCUGUAAAUAAUCGCAGAUCCUUUUGGUUUUGGGUUUUUUUUUUUGGGGGGGUGUCGUUUUUGUUGGUUUUCAGAUGCAAUCUUUUAUGUUCUUAAUAUGAGUUUUAUAUGAAUAAAAACUUUCAACUAUU
This is a messenger RNA of Myiozetetes cayanensis, 3694 nucleotides long. It is a transcript of the gene BCL2L11, whose product is annotated as BCL2 like 11. NCBI's taxonomy places the organism in Eukaryota, Metazoa, Chordata, Aves, Passeriformes, Tyrannidae. The transcript has 4 exons. The record is from RefSeq and is a predicted model, not a curated record. Gene Ontology annotation, biological process: meiosis I. Bases 77 to 637 code for a protein of 186 amino acids.